GAAAUUGUGACCACGCGAGUGUUACUUGACGAAUGUUUGAAUAUCAAAGGAGAGUCGAAUGGGAUCAUCGACAUUGUUUUAAGCACAGUGAUUAAUAAAGGCCUGGUGAUUGUUUCCAAUUAUGAUCGACUGCACGUUGAAGUUGUGAAUGUGAUUAGUGACAUCAUUCUUACAAAGAGUUGGGAGAUUCAAAAGACCGGGAUAGUGUUAUUACAGAAGGCACUUCCAUUGGUGAAAACUCGAAAUGAAGUGGUAAGCUUCUUUGUGACGGACGUCUUGGAUUAUUUGUAUGACAUGAUUGCGACGAAUAUGGUGUCUGGAGACACUUUGUUUUAUCGAACAAAGAAGAGCACAAACGAGAUGGAAGGGGUGUGUUGUCAGUGUGCGAGUGUGAGAAACACCAACGAGAUGGUGAUGUGUUUGUGUUGUAAGCAAUGGCUAUGCUCACAAAACUGCGUGGAAAUCCAUUGCCACUUUAAACACAAACUUGUCAGUGAAAAGUUGACUCGACAUGUGUAUACCCCACGACAAACAGAUCUGUCACACUCGUUCGACUUGUUGUUGUCUAUACUGAACGUCCUAUGUGAAAUCAAAGAAGACUUCCAAACUAAUAUACUCGACUUCUUAUACGCUCAAUUGACUCGCUAUCUUCCAAUGAAAUGGUUACCAAAUGCUCCAAUAGCAACAAUCGAUUCGGUCAUCGACAAACUUGCGGAGUUGUGUUGUUUCAUAUUAGUCCAAAAGAACGGCGAUGGUACUUUAUAUCAAAAGAUUUUCAAUCUUAUGGAAACACAAGUCACUUGCCAUCUUCUCGAAGAGAUGUAUUCAUCACAAGAAGCCACUGAGAUCAUCAACGAUUAUAACUUGAAAGACAAACUUCAAGAACUCGAACAUGUUGAUGACGCCAAACUCCUUUCAGUACUUUACAAAAUUGUACAUUGA
Molecule: messenger RNA, 942 nt
Organism: Entamoeba invadens IP1
Lineage: Eukaryota; Evosea; Mastigamoebida; Endamoebidae
Exons: 1
Source: RefSeq, a predicted model, not a curated record